This is a messenger RNA of Dendroctonus ponderosae (mountain pine beetle), 3513 nucleotides long. Its product is annotated as USP6 N-terminal-like protein. The record is from RefSeq and is a predicted model, not a curated record. The transcript is spliced from 12 exons. NCBI's taxonomy places the organism in Eukaryota, Metazoa, Arthropoda, Insecta, Coleoptera, Curculionidae. The coding region runs from base 347 to 2155 and encodes 602 amino acids.
UUUGAUUCCGAGCCCUAAUACAUACCCGUUUUGGUAAAUGGAAGUUUGUUUUGAGUAACGUAACCUCAAACUGACUUGCGCAUGUCAUUUAAGCAAGGAGUCAGUUACGAUAUAUGCGCUAGUGUCUUUAUCUAUGAUCGGCGACAGCGACAUUGACAACUGUUAUGAUUGGUGUUGAUGAAGAGGAAAAUAUCGUUUUUUUGCCAUAAAUCGUACGAAAGACACCAUGUAUUAACAGCCUAAAACAUAAGUGUGAACUGUGAUGUCCAAACUUAAAACCCGACCAGUCCUAACGGCAUGAUUGGAAGACCAAUUUUACUAACCAGUCUGAAAAUUACUCAAUGGGAUGAAUGAAGAGGAUCUUCUGAAAAGUUACGCAAUAUCCAGAUCUGCUGAAGAGCGCGACAAGAUAUUCAAGCGAUAUGAACAGGGUCGCGAAGGAGCCGAAAUCGACCCUUGGGAAGAUCCAGGAUUUGAAGUGUAUCACGCUACGGACAGAUAUGGAUUCAUUCACGACAAACGUUUACCAUCCAAAGUGGAUCCGCAAGAAGCCCGCAAGUUGCAGAUCGAGGUAGAGCGGCAGAAGAAAUGGCUGAAGAUGUUGAAGAACUGGGACGCGCAACAAUCAAAAGAAAAGCUUCACUCUAGGGUUUACAAGGGCAUCCCAAACUCGCUGCGAAGCGAAGCGUGGUGUAAACUGUUGCAGAUCGACAAACUAAAGAAGAGCAAUAAGGGCAAGUACCAGGAAAUGAUGAUAUUAGCCCGGAAGUAUUCAACUGAUGCCCGGCAAAUAGAUUCAGACGUCAAUAGGCAGUUUAGGGAGCAUCUGCACUAUCGCGAGCGCUACAGCAUCAAGCAGCAGAUGCUUUUUAAUGUCCUUACGGCCUAUGCUAUGUACAAUUCAGAAGUGGGAUAUUGUCAAGGCAUGUCCGGCCUGGCAGGAGUGCUGCUUAUGUACAUGGAUGAAGAAGAUGCUUUUUGGGCUGUACAUAUUCUUCUCACUGAUCCCAAAUACGCCAUGCACGGCCUCUAUAAAGAAGGUUUUCCCAAACUCACCCGAUUUCUUGCGCAUCACGACAAAAUCUUAACGAAACUACUGCCUAAGGUCAAAAAGCACUUCGACAAGCACGGCUUGGACACCAUUCUCUACUCUUUGAAAUGGUUUUUUGUGUGCUUCAUUGAGCGAGUUCCCUUCAGCCUUUGCCUCCGAGUGUGGGACAUCUACUUGUUUGAGGGCGAAAGAGUAGUCACGGCAAUGGCUUACACCAUUCUCAAGAUGCAUAAGAGAAGCCUAUUGAAGUUUAGUGAUAUGGAUACCAUUGUAAAUUUUAUUCAGGUUAAGCUGUACAAAGAUUUUCUGUUCGACGACGAUACAGUGAUACGUGAACUAGAACACUCCAUGGAGCUGCUGAAGAAGAGCAAACUGGAUCACCCGGGUCCUCCUCAUAUCGAGGAGCUGCCUCAACGGCCGUUCGGGGUGUUUUCGGAGCCGAGUUUUGAAGAAAUCGUGGGCAUCAGAAAAGACAAGUUUAGUGAUAAGGAAAAGCAAACACAAGAGAUCGUAACGUUGACAAGCGACAUGGCUCGGGAGUCUGCCGAGAAGGACGAUGAAAAGGAGAGUCACCUGUCUGUGGGCGAUUCCGUGGGUUACACAGGCUCGAAAUUCUCCUUCGAUCCUUCAAUGGACGACGCCAGCUCCCUAUUGGACUGCGAUCACGGCGGAUCCAGACGUUCAUUGGCCGACACUAGUGUAACAUCAACAGCCGACCUAUCAGUGUUCUCGACUGUGACGCGGUCUCAAGCUCAUGAGAACAGUUUGGACACUCACAGCAAUAUGAGCGACAAUUCACUGGGAGGCGCUAGUUCAGUUGGAUCAGGAAUGCAAAAGCCGAUUACUAGCGCCCAGUCAACCCCCCGGGCGACGCCCCAUAAUCCCAGCCCGGAUGUGUUGCGCAUUUAUGUGCCCUACUCACCCCUGGAUACGCCCAUUCCUAGUCCCCACAAUGGAGAUGUGCCAAGAAUGCACCCCUGCUCUUUUCCAGAGAUGAACAAAAUCCGGAUCAGGAUCGACAACGACGAACUGGCCACCCCAUUGGUGGAACAUGGCCGGAUUAAGCAAUUUCUUCUGGAGGCCCCGGAAUUUGACAUGCAGUAGUAGCCAGAGAGUGAUUUUUGUUUUCGUUUUGCCGAUUUUCUUUCGAGAUAUUUCAGCUCUAAUCACGGUCGCUCAAUCAUUCAAGGACUUGAGUUUUUUGUUGUAAAUAAUUGAAGUCGCUUUGCAACUUUCGAAUCUCCAUUUCUUUUCUGAUCUGAAUCUUUCAUUAGUUGUCUUGUUUGGUAGGCUUUAUUCUUAAAAUCAUUGUCCUGAAUACCGUGAGUGUCAGUCAGUGCCUUUUCAGCAGAAGCGGAUUAAGAAGUGAGGGCAUGCGUUGUUUAUUUUUCUCAAUGUGCAUUUGUAUAGUGUGCCAUUUUAUUUUCUACUUGUAAAGUUGUAUUUAUUUUUUAAUUAUUUAUGGUGAGCGGUUGAUACGUUACCAAUUGAUACCCGUCGAAAACUUGCUAAUUUAGAGCAAGCUUUAGUAGCAGUUGUAGGCUUCAAAGUUGAACUCUGAAUUUGAUUUAAACUUCACAACUCCCAUGGAAAUAGGGUUAUUUUGUGAUAUAUGUAUUUGCGCGUGUUUUAUUAUGUAAUGUCCCAUUUACUACCAAUUCUCAUUUUAUCUAACGAAAUCUAGAUCGGAUUCCUAUAUGGGCUGUAGCUGAACUCUGGCGCUCAGAGGCAAACAUGGUUACUUUGCAUUUGAAAGCUUUGCACAAAGUGUAAGUAAUGGUAUUUAUAGUCAGUCGAUUUUUUAAGUUUUUGAAGCCUCAAAAGUCAUGAAAAGUGCAAAGAUGAAGCGCAAAGUAAAAUCGAGUAACAUGAUAGAAUAAACGGAACUUCUACUUACGGGGAAUCCUCCAAACAGCUCUUAUGGAAGUUUUCUUAAAGUUCACCGCAAUUUUCUAUAAAUUUGAACGUUGAAUGCUUGUGGAAACUAGGCAAAACUAGGUAACUAACACCGGAUGUUGAGUCAAGUUGCGUACAACAGAUGUUUGUAUGGACGAAUUCACCUGUUGCCAUGGUUACGGCUGUGGCGCGUUGCUUGAGUGAUUAAGGCGCCCGGUUCUACCGUUUUCACUUGUAUGUGCGCCGAAGGGUUUUAAACUUGAUUAAUAUUCCGAAAUAAUAAUUGAAUUGAAUAAUUCCGAAAUUUCCCAUGUUUACUUCAUGGUGCCGGGCUUCGGGAGAACCCCCGCUAUAUUUAAUUUUAGUUUCUCACUCAUUCCCAUUUAGUUUUUAGCGAUUAGUCAAUAAGAUUUCCCUUCUGUAUAGUGUGAUACCUGCAAUAAUGGAUGUGUUGUAACUUUCGAAACAUGUUCACAAUAUAGCGGAUAAAGUUGUUAAAUUUCUUUCUGAAUAUUGAUAAUGAUGACAAUGUCUAAAUUUUGUAUAAUAAAAGUUAAUUUGCCGAA